AUGGUCUCUCUCCAUGGCCUCGAGCUGGUUCUCUUUGCUUGGGUGAGCAUUUCGGGAGAUGCUGCAUCUCACCAAAGCAACUGCAGUCGCCUGGAUUCCGCCACAAGUCCCACCGACUAUGUGAACCUGAUACAGGUGAGGCUGCGCGCAUCAUCUGUCAUGCAGGCUAAAGCGCCACGCCUGCAGCUCUCGGGCAGGCCCUUUGGAAAUUGGUGGAAGCGACGCUCCCGCCGGCGAGAUCGACGUUGCUACGAUCGCUACGCAUACCGGUAUGGGUAUGGAUGCAAGCAGCAGACAGCAUCUUCCUCGACCUCGACCUCCGUGCAAUCAACCACCUCAACCAUAACGUCCAAAUCGAUGGAGAGCUCCACUUCCACUUCGACUGCAGUAUCGGCCGCGACAACCACGACCACGACCACCACGACCACCGCGACCACCACGACGAGGCCACAAUGGCAGCUGGUGUUUCGCCAGACGAUGCCACACUUGUAUGCAGCUGCUGAGUGGUCCAAGAACACAAACGACACGAGCGCAGAGAAUUUCGCUAUCCUGGAUCAGCUCGAGUCCUUCCGAGUUAAUGGCAGCUUCUACUUCAUGCUGAGAUGGCCAACGAGCAACUUGGAUGAUCAGAUUUGGCAACAGACCUCCAACCCCGUGACUGCCACAUUGGGCACGGUCACUGGCUACGAAGCUAUUUCCGUGCCGUAUACUUUCUACAGUUGGGCUGGGCUCCGCCGCAGCGAAUCAAGCGCGCUGCUGGACGGCUCCAGCUUGGGAAACAGUAGCCUCUGGUUCUACGCUGUCGGAGCAAGCGAGUCCUUCAGCGAUGGCAUUCCAGGACCCAACAUCGUGGUGGAUCAGGUGGAGCUCUGGGUAUCCACCAUCGAGGUGCUGCCGUCGAGCACAACAUCCGAGACAACGAUAUCGUCGUCAUCGAGCCCGACCUCGACUGAGACUACAGCAUCAACGACGACCACGACGACGACCACGACCACCACGACGAACCAAUGGCAGCUGGUGUUUCGCCAGACGAUGCCACACUUAUAUGCAGCCGAUGAGUGGUCCAAGAACACAAACGACACGAGCGCAGAGAAUUUCGCUAUCCUGGAUCAGCUCGAGUCCUUCCGAGUUAAUGGCAGCUUCUACUUCAUGCUGAGAUGGCCAACGAGCAACUUGGAUGAUCAGAUUUGGCAACAGACCUCCAACCCCGUGACUGCCACAUUGGGCACGGUCACUGGCUACGAAGCUAUUUCCGUGCCGUAUACUUUCUACAGUUGGGCUGGGCUCCGCCGCAGCGAAUCAAGCGCGCUGCUGGACGGCUCCAGCUUGGGAAACAGUAGCCUCUGGUUCUACGCUGUCGGAGCAAGAGAGUCCUUCAGCGAUGGCAUUCCAGGACCCAACAUCGUGGUGGAUCAGGUGGAGCUCUGGGUAUCCACCAUCGAGGUGCUGCCGUCGAGCACAACAUCCGAGACAACGAUAUCGUCGUCAUCGAGCCCGACCUCGACUGAGACUACAGCAUCAACGACGACCACGACGACGACCACGACCACCACGACGAACCAGUGGCAGCUGGUGUUUCGCCAGACGAUGCCACACGUGUAUGCAGCCGAUGAGUGGUCCAAGAGCACAAACGACACAAGCGCAGAGAACUUUGCUAUCCUGGAUCAGCUCGAGUCCUUCCGAGUUAAUGGCAGCUUCUACUUCAUGCUAAGAUGGCCGACGAGCAACUUGGAUGAUCAGAUUUGGCAACAGACCUCCAACCCCGUGACUGCCACAUUGGGCACGGUCACUGGCUACGAAGCUAUUUCCGUGCCGUAUACUUUCUACAGUUGGGCUGGGCUCCGCCGCAGCGAAUCAAGCGCGCUGCUGGACGGCUCCAGCUUGGGAAACAGUAGCCUCUGGUUCUACGCUGUCGGAGCAAGAGAGUCCUUCAGCGAUGGCAUUCCAGGACCCAACAUCGUGGUGGAUCAGGUGGAGCUCUGGGUAUCCACCAUCGAGGCCUCCGUCAAAGUAAUACAUAGUGCUGCCGUCAAGCACAACAUCCGAGACAACGAUAUCGUCGUCUUCGAGCCCGACCUCGACUGUUUGAAGACAGGCGCUGCGCACCGAGGAAGCUAUUUCCGUGCCGUAUACUUUCUACAGUUGGGCUGGGCUCCGCCGCAGCGAAUCAAGCGCGCUGCUGGACGGCUCCAGCUUGGGAAACAGUUCUACGCUGUCGGAGCAAGAGAGUCCUUCAGCGAUGGCAUUCCAGGACCCAACAUCGUGGUGGAGCAGGUGGAGCUCUGGGUAUCCACCAUCGAGGCCUUGGGCAAUUCGCGGAGUUUUUCUGGUCGCAAGGAAGCUGCUCAGGUACUCCAAGUCACUCCAAAGAAGAAGGCGGAGCUUUGUCGAUCAGGGACUCCAUCGCGAAGGAGCCCAAUGGAUGCGGUGUCCCAGAGGGGACAAGAAUGGCGUGAUGAUCGCAAUUUCGUCCCUGUGUGGGACGGGAAGCCCGAGAGUUUCUCCCACUUCGUGACGGAGGUGAAGUGGACGCUUAGCAGCACGAAGAAGGAAGACCGGGCCUUGCUAGCAGCAAAGAUCAUCCGCAAGGCCCUCCAAUCGAACCACGGGACGCUGGUUCAGCUUAUGUACAAGUUGGACCCAGAGGACUCUGGAGGAGAGUCCUUUGAUCCGGCAGCCUUUGCCGGACGCGGGGAACAAGAUCGGGAAGACAAGGUACAUGAUGAUAUGCUUCGAGCCCUCCAGCGUCUACUUCGUGAACGCGAGCUUUCCUUUGAGGGGUACGAGACAACGCUGGAAGAACUCAAGGAGUUCUGUGGAAUGGAGCCCGAGGCCUCACUGUACUUUGGCCCGCCUGAGGGCACCGACGCCGAAGAGCAAGAAGAGGAAGCCAAUGAAGAAGAGGACGAUGAGUACGAGGCGAGUGGCCGAAGCAGCCGGCGAUCGAGGCCACGGACCAGGAGCUCUUCGAGGACCGGCUCUGGAAAGGGCAAGUCGGCGAAGAAUCGGGCCGUAGAGGCGGCCAUGACCAAGCCCCGCGGCAAGGACCUGCUGCAGCGCUUGAUGGAGAAAGGCUUGAUGCCUUUGGCGGCGCUGGACGUGAUCCGUGGAUGGAUGGUGCUGGAGAUGGCGACCAGCAGCGAAGAAGAGCGCCGUGUGAUCAAGGCGGCCACGCGCAAUGGCUUGCGGUGCAGCGAGAUCAAGCAGACACUUUUGGCCAUGUUCGAAGAGCGAGGGAAGGGCCAGGCCAGGCCCUUCGGGAAGACCGCCUACUGGAUGGAGGAAUACGACCAGGCCGGCUAUGGCGGCCCAGACGGCGGCUACCCGACGGACGACCUCUACUACACGGAGGGCGCCGAGCAGUAUGACCCGGCCGCCUGGUGGCAGGACGAGUGGAGCUACUACCAAGAGGGCGCCGGUCAGGAACAUGGCGACGAGUGGCCGGAAGUGGUGGACGACCAGCGCGAGGUGGAAGAGCAGCGCCGUGAGCUGCAAGCCCUGCUCUCUGAGACAGACCGCAAUUUGGAGCAGGCCCGCCGUGCAGUGGCCCAGGCCGCCAAGGACCGAGGCUGGGGAGGAGGCGUUCAGCAAAAGCAACCCCGGCCAACGUCGACCUACAUGACAAAGGGGGCGAAAGGGAAGGCGGCGAGCUUCAAGGGCAAGGGCAAGAACAUGAAAGUGAUCGAGGAGAUGAAUUGGGUGCACGGCAAGAAGGGAGCAGCCAAGGGCGGCUCCAAGAAGGGCCCGCCGAAGGGGCCGACCGCCUCGCGACCGCCAACCUGGGGAUCUGCGUACCACAUGGACAGCAGCAUAGGCCUUGCAGCCGAGUUUUUCACAACGACCAAGGACGCCGAGCACCAUCAGAGUGAGCUUGGCCCGGCCGAAGGCCUGAUUGAUACCGGUGCCACGGCAACGGCCGGUGGAAGUGCAGCUGUGGAGCGGCUGUGCGCGGCCAUAGUGGCAGCGCGGCCGGAUGCCAAGGUCGACGUACAUGGAUCCGAAGCCUCGCGUCCAUAUUUUCGGUACGGCAGUGGGAAGUGGGGCAGAGCAUUGUACCAAGUUGUUAUCAGUUGUCCUGGUGUGUCCUUUGAAGUGUUUUCGUUGCCGAGUGAAGGGGUGCCAGUGUUGGUCGGCAUGCGGGAGCUCAAGGCUUGGAAGGUGGUGUUGGGAUGCGAGACGGGUCGAAGUUUGGUGCGAGGGCAGCAAACAAGGUUCCGCAGCACACCAAAGGGCCACCUGGUGAUCGACCUUAUCCAGCAUGUCUUGGGCACCUUCAAAACCAUGGACCCCGCAGGCGCUAAGGACACAAAGGCCCCACGACAAGCAAUGCCGCAGACCAGCCGAACGCAAGACAAGCACCACAGCUUCUAUCAGCAGCGUUGGCCCCGUUUUCGGACAGCCUGGAAGUGGGUUCCCAAACAGCACGCAGCCCCGAAGAAACGUGUGACGUUUUCCGUGGACCAUGCCAAGCAUAACUACCACUACAUGCUAGAGUUGCACCCAGGGAGCGCGUGUGGGACAUGUGAGUUUGAGCAGGAAGUUUGUGCAGUGACCGCUAGUGCUGUAGAGACGGCCGAGCAGGGGGCCACCGUGCAACCAGAAGCCCACCUCCUUCUCGCAUUCGCCUUGUGGAGAAUGGCGGCCGGCAGCAGCCAGGACCUGAAGAACGAGAUCCGGGCCGCCGUGCGGGAGGUGAUCAAGGAGACGGUCGCCGAGGAGCUCAAGAGCACGAUCAAGGAGACCGUCGCGGCCGAGACCAAGACCGCCGGGCGAGGAUGUGGCAAAGCAUCGAAGACCACCGCCGCCGAGCUCGACGAGACGCUGCGCAUGGGACCCGAUCUCCGAGACCCUCGCCAUCGGGAAGACCAGUGGCCAUGCUUCGGUCACCACUCAGCCGAGAGCGGCGGGAAUCGCUACGGCCGCUGGACGCUGGUGGAAGCGGCGGAUGAAUUCGAUCUGGCCACCAUUUUGGGGGCCCUGCAGCCACUCAACUUGUGGGAGGUUGCAUGCCGGACUGCUGGCAAUUUUGAGAAGGCCUGUGCCCACCGAGGAUUGAACGUGACCAGCAAGAACCUGACCACGGGGUGCGACCUGAUGCGCCAAGACGUCGUGGAGGAGAUGGCCCAGGCCAUGACCCGGCUGGCGCACACGGCUAUGGAGGCCAGCCACGGCACGGUUAAGAUCUACGUGGAGAUUCCGGAGAAUGACCAGGAGACCUGGAACAUGCCGGAGAUGAGGUACUUUGGCAGCCAGGUGUUCGGCGGGGAACGAGGGCGCCAAUAUUUCUACAGCACCUUGACCUACAAGGCCGGAACCCAGAAGGAGCACGAGACCAGCCCCGAGCGCUCCUGGAAGGUGCUGCACAACGACACGGAGUUCCACGCACGACUUCAUCAUGCACCCGAGCCCGUGGGCCCGGGAGAGCGGCCGAGAAGACCGAGGCGAGAGCCGAACGGCACCACGGCAGAGCAGCGGAUGGGCGGUUACCCGACCGAGAUGGUGGAGAAGAUUGCCCACACCUGUGGAAGUCCCAGUGGUACCGACGGCGAGAUUGAGGGCAACCAGUCGAUCACGCAGGAGCUCGAGGAGACCGAGGUCACACCUAAGAUGCGGGAGGAGGCCCAAGCUCUUCUCACACGGUUGCAUAAAGCGGCCGGGCAUCCUUCGAACCGAGCUCUGGCCAGGAUGUGCCGGGACCGCGGAAUGCCCCGAUGGGUGGUGAACCAGGCGCUGAACUUAAGCUGCCAGGCUUGCUUGGACACCCAACGCGGCAACCAACUGAUUGUGCCGUACUCUUUGGGCACGCGACCUCAGCCUUGGCAGAUGCUGGGAAUGGACGUGAUGGAGCUGGUGUUUCCCCAGCAGAAGCGGAAGGCCCGCUACCUCCUCAUGAUCGACUUGGUGAUGAGGUUCGCUUGUAUAGAACUCCUUUGGGAAGGCGCUAUGAACGAGACCGGCUCCGAUUCAGGUGAGAAGCUUGUGAAUGCCUUCAGCUCCACCUGGCUUUUGCGUCGGCCCCGGCCGGAAUGGAUCAUGGUGGAUCCCCAGUCUUCUCUGUCCAAGGGCGUCUUUGCUGAAUUCUGCCAAUGGGUAGGAAUUGGCCUGGCCGUGACGCCCGGGGAAGCUCACUGGAUGAAUGGAGGAGUCGAGAGCGCGGUCAAGUCCAUGAAGAAAUCCAUGCGCAGGCUACGCCAGGAAGAUUCGGAGAUGCCUCCCCGACUUUGUGGGCAUCUGGCAGCCAGCGCGCAGAACAACAUGGAGACCGUGAAGGGCUUCAGUCCAGUGCAAUGGGCCUAUGGUUCCAACCCGGCCGCCUGGAACCGCGAGGUGGACCCGCUCGAGAUGAACAAGGCCGCCGGUUCCAAGCCUGCCGAGUUUUGGCACAUGGAGAGAUGGAGGCACAAAGCCGGGGAGAUCCACCGACAGGAGCUGGCGAGAGAAGCCUUCACCCGCCUCCACAAUGCGGCACCAAGGCCGGUCGUCGACUUCCAGCUCGGUGACUGGGUGUGUGUUUGGAGAGACGCCACCUUGAAGGCUCGUCGUGCCCGAUCCGAAGAGACGACCGUGAACCCAGAAGCCCGGUUCAUCGGGCCAGGUCGGGUGGCACUCCUGGAACCCUCUGUGCAGCCAGACGGCCGAGUUUCUGUGAUAUGGGUUCUGAUGGGCACGAGGCUGCGGCGAUGUGCCCCGGAGCAGCUGCGACUGGCCAGCGAGCAGGAGGUGAUCACCGAGCUGCUGGCAAAAGGCAAGGUGGUGACCAAGCCCGUGCACGAGCUGAUGAAGAACCUGAAGAAGUUCGUGGACGUGACCGGCGAGAAGCCCAUGGACACCACGGGGGAUCUGCCGGAAGCACCGUGGGCUGAUGGAGCGCCACCACCAACACGAAGCCUAGGGCGAGCCCAGAGUGCUGAAGAUUGGGAGUCGGGACUGGACCAAGCAGCAGACCAGUGGCAGGGACGACUGGAGAACCGAGCACAGGCUCGAGGCCGCAAACCCUCGAGAAGCCGAUCGCCAACCGGCGCGGUGGCAUCCUCAAGUGUGGCCGUCAAGGAAGCCGUGGAACGAUGGCGAACCUUGGAAACCGUGAAUGCAAACCGGCGGCUCGAAGGACUGCCGCCACUUAAGCGAAUGCCCAAGGACAUCGAGGAAAUCGAGAUCUCCGACACUUGGGAACUGGACCAGGAGAACCGCCUCCUGAUCCGCCAUCAUACCACUUGGCGCCGAACUAUGUUUGUGCCGACCUCUUUGCCAAGCUGUCCGGUGACAAAGGAGCAGCUCACUGGAAAGAGGGUAACCCUAUGGGAGGACCCGGACGGUGACAAGGGCAGCUUCAUAGACUCUAUCUUCAAGCGGGGAAACGCUGCCAGAGACUUUGCAGACCGAUGGCGCGGCAGCACAAGGUUUGAGCUUGCCGAGGGCGUCGACGUGUUGAGCACCAAGCGCAAGGAAGGCACGCCGCCGCCAGACCCCAAGCGGAAGAACCCGAAGGUCGCAAAGAAGGACACCGGCCGGAAGGAAACCGCGGCGCUAGCCACCGAGGAGAACCCGGAGGAAACGACCGCGGAGAUCCCGAAGGAAACGACCACAGAGAUCCCAAAGGAAACGGCCACAGAGAUCCCAAAGGAGUCUGGUCACACUGGUCCGGAGAUUUUUCAGAUGGAUCGUCUGGAUACCGAACCGGUCAUCACGGAGGAGAUCUACCUUAAGGUCAAGGAGCGCAUCGAGCAGCUUGAGUCCCAGACGUACCAGGAGGUUUCUGUCAAUGCCCUGCGGCUAGAGAUGCAUAAGAUUCGCACUGAGGAGCGUCAGCUUAUGAAGGCCAUCCGCCAGGCGUGCGCCAAGCAGGAGUACGCGAUGACCGUGGAGUUCGACAUUGAUGACUUAUCGGCCUUUGUGGCGGCGGGCCCCACAUACACGAAGCAAAAGCUGACGAGCUCGACGGCGGCCAAGGAGGUGAACUACCGCAAGCUCGGGGAAGCAGACCGCAAGCGCAUGGACGAGGCCAUGGCCCGGGAAGUGUCGGAGGUAGUCCGUUCUCAAGCUUUACAGGCAGCCUCAGAAGGCCUCACGGAAGAGCAGGUCAAGGACAGAUUGAUUCCGAUGAGGUGGAUCCUGACUUGGAAACCGGUCCCCGAUGGCACUCCGCCACAGGGAACGACGAACGAGGUGGCUCGCGCGGACGGCAAGGAGAAGGCCAAAGCCCGGGUGGUGUUGAUCGGAUACAAGCACCCGGACCUUGCACGGCGCAACCCUCGAACAGGACUGCCUGAGCUUUUGACUGCAUCACCGACAUUGUCGCGGCUGGGAAGGCACAUGCUGCUACAAGCCACAGCCUUUGAUGGGCACACCAUGGAGUGUGCUGACGCUAGGUCGGCAUUCUUGCAGGCCGACGGAGGCAUCGGCACCGAGCCUCUGUACACAAAGGGCACGCCAGAGCUGGCCCGAGCACUCGGCCUAGAACCGGGAGCGAUUAUGAAGGUGAUCGGGGCGAUCUACGGCUUGACCAAUGCCCCGCGGAUCUUUUGGCUGGAUGUGGACGCCAAGCUUCGGCAACUAGGAGGCGUUCCCCACGAGGUGGACCGCUGCAUCUGGACCUUCCGCGGCAAAGAUGGCCGCAUCAUAGGCCGCAUUGGCGUGCACGUUGAUGAUUUCCUGAUCUGUGGAGAUCACCGCAGCCAGGAGUGGAUGGAGAUUCGAGAGCGCAUCCGGCAGCUCUAUCAAUGGUCACCCUGGAAGAAGGGAUCCUUCACUUUCGCUGGCUUGGAACUGAGCCAGAUGAAGAACCACGAGAUCCGGGUGACUCAAGAGGCGUUCUGCAACAGCCUGCGACCGAUUGAGAUUGUGGGCGAGAAGACCCGCAACGAUGCCGACCCCCUCACGGACAAGGAGAAGUCGCAGUACAGAGGCCUGAUCAUGAAGGCCCAGUGGCGCUCAGUACAAACUGGCUUUCAGUACCAGACUCGGAUUGGUCUGGCAGCCUCCAACGUGAACCAGGCUACUGUUGGUAGCCUCAAGGAGGCUAACAGUAUUAUGCGUGAACUGAGGAAGACCGCCAAGGAGGACCUGAUCUUUCAUGCUUUCAAUGCUGGUCGGGAUGUUCCCUUGGAAUGGCACCAGCUAAUCGCAGUGCACUUUGGCGACGCUGGCCACAACAACCGACCGGACGGAGCCUCUACGGGAGGAUACAUCUCCACCUUUGCCGACCCCGUGAUCUUGGAGGGCAAGGAGGCAAAGAUGUCGGUGGUGGACUGGCGCAGCUGGCGACUAGACCGACCCUCCAAAGGAACUAACAGCUCCGAGACUCAGGCGCUUUACGAGACUGAGGAUCGUGGUUGGAAGUGUCGCCUGUUCUGGGCACUGAUCAACGGUGAGCGACUGACGCGCAAGAACAGCAAGGAGCUUGCCUCGAAGACAGAAAGCCUGUUGGUUACUGAUUCGAGAGGCGUCUAUGAUGCCAUCACGGCAUCUGACUCGCCCUUGCUGGGCAUGUCAAAUGCUCGCACAGGAGUGGAAGCCAUGGCGGUGCAGAAAGGUGUUCGUGACGAUGGACGCUGCUACCUCACCUGGGUGCCUAGCGACAUGAACUUGGCAGACUGCCUGACGAAAGCCACCUCGGAAGCGUUCAAGGUGGCAGCCCUCUACCACAGUCGCAAGGGUUGGAUAGUGAGAUUCAACCAGCAGUUCGUGUCCGCGAGGAAACAACAAAGGCUGAGGCGUCAAAAGGAGGCCCUAGAGAGUCAGCUUUUGGCCGCUCGUGUAUGGCCCUCGGAUGACUUCGAGGAUGACAUACAAGGCCUGGCCGUAGACGUCGAUAGAGAUGCGGGCGAAGGCUCGUAA
Messenger RNA from Symbiodinium sp. CCMP2592, 9837 nucleotides. Lineage: Eukaryota; Dinophyceae; Suessiales; Symbiodiniaceae. The record is from the annotation of a GenBank genome assembly.